Symsagittifera roscoffensis is the source of this 1224-nucleotide messenger RNA. RefSeq lists its product as uncharacterized. Bases 78 to 1055 code for a protein of 325 amino acids. The record is from RefSeq and is a predicted model, not a curated record. NCBI's taxonomy places the organism in Eukaryota, Metazoa, Xenacoelomorpha, Acoela, Convolutidae. The transcript has 3 exons.
UCGAUUUUAGACUACGUACCAAAUACAGACCAUUUGGCAAAAUAUUUGACAAAUGUUGAGCAAGUUGUGAUUUAUUAAUGGUUGCGAAAGCCAACUGUAAAAUAUUCCUAGUAGUUGAUUAUAAAUCUGAAAUGUUUCAAAUUUUUCUUAAAUGGGUGAAUUUUCUGAUUUUUUUGUUUGCUUUCAAUGCUGAUGUUGCUAAGGCAGUACAGUUCGAAUCCGAGUGUCUUCAAAACUUGUUCAACUGUGACAUUUCGGUUCCGAAACAAUUCGGCAAGCAACUUAUGACAAUAUACUACACUGGGUUAUCCGAGUCGAUCUGUCAUUACAAGGCGGCAAUGAUCAAAGCUGACUCCCACAUGUACUGUGCCGAAGGAAGUUUUUGUGGAUUGAUGUUGGAUAAUGAUCCAGCAAAACAUAUCCAGAUUGAAGAUGUGGACCAGGUGAAGAUGUGCAAAGUAUACGGCAGCUCAAAGGAAAAUUGCGAGCACGUGGUUACUCGCAUUACCCUGACGGGCGGAAAUCAGUGUCCGAAUAUCGACAACCCGUGUCACAAGACGCAACAGUGCGACGACUCCGUAAUUGGAGGAUUCCAAUGCCGAUGCGACCCGAAUGACAGCUCCCUGGCCGAUUUCAGAGGUGCAUGUUUGGAUGCAUCGAUAUGGCGCCAAGUCGAACUGAACCGACUUGGGUUCAAGGCGGUUCACCUAGCCCAUGAACCGAUGACCUAUGACAAUGCAAAUGAGUACUGUGCGGGAUUGGGAGCAGUUUUGCCGAACUACUUCUUGCAAUAUGAUGCACAAAAAUUGAAAAGAAAUGUUCUAACGGAUGAAAUAUCAUCUGGAUGGUACUGGCUGGCGUUUCGAAGGGCACAACUGGACGGGCCUUGGAUUGACCAGCUCACCGGGAGAGAGACCAACUUGACAAAUUGGGGAUUUGGUGAGCCGAAUUAUCAAGUGGACGAAUUGUGCACUGCAUAUAAAAAGCUCAGCUACUUCGGAAUUGCCGACACGACAUGCAAUAAAGACUUGAAUGUUCUCUGUUUCAUGAAGUAAUGAGUAAGACUAUUUGUGCAAAAUUCCCAUUCACAAACCAUGUGCAUAAAGAUGUUAUCCAAGUAGAAAAAAUAUAACGUAUGUAUGCUAAUUGAGCAAGCUCUUUUCUCCUGCCACCUCCUCGUGCAAAACUUCAAAUGAAAAAAAAUCUUAUUAAGUUUGUUUUCAU